Drosophila virilis is the source of this 1086-nucleotide messenger RNA. RefSeq lists its product as uncharacterized. Gene Ontology annotation, molecular function: ribosome binding. Gene Ontology annotation, biological process: protein insertion into mitochondrial inner membrane from matrix. Gene Ontology annotation, cellular component: mitochondrial inner membrane. The record is from RefSeq and is a predicted model, not a curated record. Lineage: Eukaryota; Metazoa; Arthropoda; Insecta; Diptera; Drosophilidae.
AAUAACAGAUUUGACCUUAACAUUUCGUAUAUAUAAGUAUUUAAAAAUUUUGACUAAAAAUUAAAUUAUGGAAACAUGUCGGUUAAGCCCCCACUGAAAUUUGGCUGUGCCCGGCUGACACUGGCUCACAAAUCCUUUCAGCUGCAUGGAAUAUUGGCUAGAAGGGCCAAUUCACUGUCGAAAAUGGGCAUGCUAGGAAUAAAAUCUCGCCAAGCGCGACAUAAGGUUCCCGGCUCGUCUAGGAACACAGUCCGUAAUAGGGGCAAAUGGAAUUUUAAUUUGGAUGUAGAACGUUCUAAGGAUGCGGUGAAAGAUCGACAAAUGUCGUUACCUCUGAUGGUAUAUCUAUACAGUCCCUGGAAAAUGAUGAGCACCAAGUUUAAUCUAUGGAAGCUAAAAAUACUAUGGGAUUGGGAUUUUAACGAAGCAUUCUUUGUUGACAAUGCCAAACAGGCGCUAGUGCUCGUUACCAGGUUCAUAGUCGAGAAGCGCAAUUCCUACAUCAAACGUUGCUCCACGCCAAUGGGAUACAAGCAAAUCAGCUAUGAUCUCCUCAGGGAAAAGAAACACCAGUCCGGAAAUUUACCACACGAGCUGAUGCGUUUUGAGAAACGUCAUAUUCGGCGCGCAAUCCCCCUACGGGUACAGCGAUUGGAGCACUAUGAUCAUAAGUUUGCCUUUAUAGACAUGAUAUUCUUGGCGUGCCGACGCACCAAUGACUUUACAUCCAAAGUAGAAGUGGAACAGAUGAAUAGGCUGGUUGAGCAGCAUGCAGACGCUAGUAAAUUAUUUGUCCGACAUCCCAUUGUAUUUGCCGAGGUAUUUGUACGCUUCCGAAGAGAUUAUUCGAUACCACCCACUGUGCGUGCCGGCCACUGGCUGAUAUCCACAUAUAAAGUAGUAAACUUGGAUCUGCUUAAUUUUCAUCCUGACUUCCAUGUUGGCAGUGGCGUCAGUGAAGCCCUUAAAUCUGUUGAUCCGCUACCUCAAAACACAACUAUGACAUAAAUUCAAACAUGACGUGUGCUAACAAAAAAAAAAAACAUACUAGUAUAUAUUUCUUAGUAAAUUCCUAUUUGCCUAGAA